Molecule: messenger RNA, 4983 nt
Organism: Scatophagus argus
Lineage: Eukaryota; Metazoa; Chordata; Actinopteri; Scatophagidae
Gene: pex5la
Product: peroxisomal biogenesis factor 5-like a
Exons: 14
Coding region: 737-2500 (587 amino acids)
Biological process (GO): protein import into peroxisome matrix, docking
Cellular component (GO): peroxisomal membrane; cytosol
Molecular function (GO): protein binding
Source: RefSeq, a predicted model, not a curated record
UGUUGUUUACAGGACAAAAUGGAAAAAGAUGCUUCUGGCAUAUCUACAGAUGGAUGAAUGGACAGGCUAAUAUCAAAAAUAAAUCUAUGAUAAAUAGGAAAUAAUGGACAUACUCUGAAGUGCGAAAUGUUCUUUCGUGCCUCCUUGUGGAGUACGUCAGCAUUGGAGGAGGCACCAGAGGGCCGGGUCAGAGGGAAUAGUUGGCAAAUAGGAAAGAGGAGCGCACUAUAAGUAGAGGUUGGACGCCGAGGAGCAUCAAAACAUUCUAACCACAGCCGAGAGAGAAGAGGGAGACAGAGGCGAGGUGAGAGUCACAGAGAGAAUGAGAGAGACGUGGAGAACGACAACGCGUUCAGAAUGAAGACUUAAGUCACCGUGAUUGUAUUCCUACAUGGACACAAGGUUGCCUUGUAACAACCUGAAACGGUACGUGUAACAAUCCGGCGUCAGCACGCGGCAAGGGAAAGGUAAAAGUGCGGUCCGACGUCGCACUCCUUUUGCGCCCGGCGCGCCUCGGUGUCACCGCGCAGAGAAAUCCUGGACCAGCGCAAAGUGUCAGCUUCAGCACCUGAGGAGAGGACAGCUCCGCUCUGUGUGCCCCUCCGGACUUCCUAUCCAACAAACUCUCUCCCAGCUUUCCGUGUUAACACUUAAAGGCUGACAGUCCGCUUCACAAGUCUGGAAAAAGUCUAAAGAUCCACUGACGGAGAGAUCCGCGACUGACUGUGUGCUCAAUAUGUACCAGGGGCAUUUACAGCUGGUGAGUGAGCAACAAGAGAGCCGACCGCUUCUAAGCCCUUCCAUCGACGAUUUCCUCUGCGAGACAAAGUGUGAUGGGCUUUCCCGCCCAGUGACUUCCAACACAGCUGUUCUAUCUUCAACACUGGACCUCUUGGAUCUCAGUGAACCUGGCGAUAGGAGGAACGGCAAGGACAGGAAGAGUCCUUUGUCGUCCCUGGGAAAUAGCCAGAAGAACAACCCUCACAGGAAGAAGACGGAUGAGACGGAGCUGAUCCAGGUGGAAGUUGAACAGACGGGAACAAGUAUGAGAACCCCAGAGAGGGCAUCGCUAGACUCAGUCACCAUUGGUUCACCGCUGGAUAAAUGGGAAGAGCUGAACCCCAACCCUGAGAGGAAUGGCAACAGAAAAUGGAAGUUGGAGAGACGGCGUUCUUCAAAAAAUUCAUCCAAUGAGUUUUUGUGGUCCAUAGACUGUAAAACUCAAAUAGAGCCAUCGAAUAAAAACUCCAUGGAAGUAAAUACCAAAGUCGAGCCUGAGUCUGCCCUAGCAUCUCAACUCAACAGGCAGUAUAUUAGUGGAAGACAUGCUCAUCUGAGCAAGGAGCAGCGGUGGGGCAGCGCCCUCCUGUCCAGACAUCAGUCCCUGGAGGAGGAGUUUGAGCGAGCCAAGGCUGCUGUUGAGUCAGAUACCGAGUUCUGGGAUAAGAUGCAGGCAGAGUGGGAAGAGCUUGCCCGUCGCAACUGGCUGACAGAAAACGAGCAGGCCCAGAUUCCCUCAACUGUCUCUCCACAUGAGAAGGGUUACUACUUCCACACAGAUAAUCCUUAUAAGGACUUGCCUAACGCAUUUGAAGAGGGACUAAAGAAGUCUCGAGAGGGAGACCUGCCAAACGCUGUGCUUUUGCUGGAAGCAGCUGUCCUGCAAGACCCUCAUGAUUCAGAGGCUUGGCAAGUGUUAGGGACCACGCAGGCUGAAAAUGAGAACGAGCAGGCUGCUAUUGUCUCCCUCCAGAGAUGUUUGGAGCUCCACCCAAACAACCUCGCGGCCCUCAUGGCUCUGGCAGUGAGCCUGACCAACACUGGUAUGCGACAUGAUGCCUGUGAAGCCCUGCUCCGCUGGCUGCGACACAAUCCAAAGUACAAGCACCUGCUGAAGGGCAAAACCCACCUGAUGGGAUCCCCAAACUCCCAGCGCAGGAUGUCUCAUGCUCCCAACAUGGGCCGACAUGAAAGCUCCCUGCAACCCGAGGUCAAGGAGCUCUUCUUGGAAGCAGUUCAGCAAAACUCUGACAGUAUUGACCCGGAUUUGCAAACGGGCCUCGGGGUGCUUUACAACCUCAGCGGAGAGUUCAACAAAGCUGUGGAGGCUUUCAAUACGGCCCUGUCAGUGCGGCCCGAGGACUACUUGCUGUGGAAUCGCCUGGGGGCCACGUUGGCUAACGGGGACCGGAGUGAGGAGGCUGUGGAGGCUUACACGCGAGCUUUAGAGUUGCAGCCAGGGUUUAUUAGGUCCCGUUACAACCUGGGCAUCAGCUGUAUUAACCUGGGGGCACACAGAGAGGCAGCCAGUAACUUUCUGACAGCCUUAAGCCUUCAGCGGAAAAGCCGAAGUCGUCAGCAGUCCCACCAGGUGAUGUCUGGAAACAUCUGGGCUGCUCUGAGGAUAGCUUUGUCCAUGAUGGACCAGCCCGAACUCUUCCAGGCUGCAAAUAUCGGCGAUCUGGACCUUCUCAUGCGGGCCUUCAACCUAGACAUUUGAGGAAUAGGAGUUUUAGUGACAAUAGCAUCUUCUCCUUCGAUUUAUACGCAACAGCCAAAAGCCCAAAGUGCACACAUCAGAAUGGAUUGGAUCUGAUGUUAGAGACAAUUGUGUGGUUUUAUGCACGUCAAAAUAAACUGCAGUCAUCAAAACUGUCGCAUUUUUCGCCGCGUACCUUGGAGCAGUUCUGAGGACAGGUUCUUCCAAGUGCUUGAAGUGACUGCUUUGUGAUGGAUUUGCACUGCAAUUUGUGUUUUCCCUGAAGAGCACAAGGACGGGGCAAAGAUUGUACGAGUAAUGCCUUAGAGAAUACAUCAAUUAAAAACUGACUCAUCCAGUGGAACAGAGCUAAGCCAGGAGAGGCAGGCAGACAGACAGUUUGAGAAUCUCGCAGAGGAACUUUCACAUGGUGUUUUGCAGAGAAAAGACGAGGUCUUGAGGAAAAAAAGGGGGGUUUCAUCAUCCAAUUACUUUCAAAGACUCAAGACUGCCUCACCCUUCUGAAGGAUGGGUUUAGUGAAAAUGAUAAAGACUGUACCAUAUGACCUGGAACUCCAAAUUGUGUUCCUGGCUUGUUUUCAUCCUCUGUCAAUGGAGAAUAAUACUUACUGCAUGACUAAGCAUUUUCAUAAAUGGAUUCUCAUUUAAAACUGACUUACUUUUAGAAGUUUUCCCUUUGCACUUCAGAAAAACAAAUAACUUCCUCAACCCAAGUGGAAUGUGCAAGCCAGGUUGUAAAGCCUUACUCAAACGCAUGCGAACAACAUUUAUUUAUACUAUUUUUAUGGCAACACAAAAACACUAAGCCAUUUUCAGACUGGUUUUGAUUUCUUUAAAUAACUGCCAUCUUCUGAACUUGAAAGCUUUCUGAGCCAUUCAUUUUUAUUUUGUUGGGUUUAUCCUUUUUGGUCUUGGCUCCUAGCGUUUCUUUGUUCCCUUUAUGCUGACUGGUUUGAGAGAUACACACAAAAGCUGGGCAACACUGAUUUUUGAAACCAUCAUUAGUGUGGAAUCUUUCAAACUUUCUCAUAAGAAAAACAGCCUUUUUCAGAUCUACAAAUGACUCUUACGUCUUAAGCUCCUGGGAUGGUUUCAGUAGCCCCCACAUUCAAUGUACCCACCAUACUCUAAUUUUCCUGACUGUAUUCAUUUCAGUACAGUCUAAUAACAUUACAGAAGAAAUAUGUGUAGCUGCAAGCCAUCACCUAAGCGAGCUUGGGGUAUUUCCUAAUGCAGUCAUUUGUAUCUUUUCUGAACCUCCACAGGCAGCGAAGCUCAUGCAUUUAAUUUGUUUGUCUCAGCCAUCAUUUAAAUAUUUAGGUAAGCUUGGGCAGAACGCUGCACCUAUUUGAAAAGCUGUUUGUUGUACCAUUUGCAUAUUUUGAAUCCCGUCACCAUAAUACAACACAUGAGGUCAUCCACUAAACACAUGACUAUAAGGAGCGAGCUAUUCCAGAUAAUUCACCUCAGAAGCAAAGCAUAACAUGCUUUUUGACGAAGAGUUUUGUUUGUAUCACUGUUGCUAGUUUGAAAGUCACUUUGUGACAUGAACACUACGCUCCUCGCCAUGCAGCGCAGUAAAUGAUAGAUAAUCUGCUGUACUGUAUGGCUCAGCACCUUGGUGUUUAACAGGAGUGUCCGUUGUUUGGCCGUGCUGUAGAAAGCAGGUUUUUAUUCUCAGAUCCUAUGCAAAAGGUCGUGUUUUAUGUUGCUAUUCUCAAUUGUCAGUUUGUCCCUUUCUGCCUCAGUUUACCAAAAUGAAGUGAUGAUUCUGUGCUUUGAGAGAAUGCUAUCAGGGGAAAGCAGAGGCCAGUCGGAGAACCAUUCAUCUUCCAAACUGUACAGCUUUGAUGUCAUGGUCUGUAUGAGAAGAAGUAUUCCAUUAAGAAACCGGGGGAGAACAAAAACAAGUGUUCUUGUCCAAGACAGGAACAUACAGACACACACACACGAACACCAUCCACCUAUUGUGUAGCCUUCAGGAUUUAUAACCCUUUGUCUUUGACCUCAGUUGCACGCCCCGAAUUCACUGCCGUACGUUAAGCUUUGCUAUCUGAUACAUAUUUUACUUCACCGGUCUGUUGCAUAUGUCAGAUGAACUUGAAAAGAAAUCUCUCAUGUUUAAGUGCACAGCUAGAAAACUGUAACUGUUGUCGAACCAGUUACAUCAAUAUGUUCUCCACUAAUACUUUGAACAUAACUGGUACAUUGAUAUUUCAGGCUGAAGCAGAUGACCAGCUACUCCAGUCAGAUGCUUAAAAAUUGUUGGCAUAGAGUCUCUGUGGCCAACUGUGAUGUUUAAUAGAUCAAGGAGCUGGAGGAACCCAGAGAGACACAGCACAUAUAUGCAUGUAACAAUCUGCAGCAGAGUGGGGGUAGACAGUGGACUGCACAAUGGCAAAGGCAAUGAGGCCAAAGCAGAGGUGGACGACCAAAUGUAUUCACUGUCCUAGAGAUUUUAUUGUGCUUUUAAAAAACAAAAC